Messenger RNA from Peronospora farinosa, 771 nucleotides. NCBI's taxonomy places the organism in Eukaryota, Oomycota, Peronosporomycetes, Peronosporales, Peronosporaceae. The record is from the annotation of a GenBank genome assembly.
AUGACUCCGUUAUGGCGUCGACCAGGUGUGCUCCUCGGUGGCGCAACGCUCUACGCCGGUGUGACCUUUGCUACAUACGUCACGCUGUACGAUCCUAGGAAGGACAGCAUUAAUCAUCCUAUUGCAACUUCUAUGACCGAUGCCAAGCGAGUUUCUAUUUUUGACACGAAUGCGUCAAAAUACGAUAAGGAGGUGAACUGGGACGAACGACUCAUGGGCAUUUCACUCAUGCGACGUUUUCUAUUACAACAAGCAAAGGGUCAUGUGCUUGAGGUCGCAGCCGGUACAGGCCGCAAUUUGUUUUUUUAUCCGGAGACCUCUCGGGUAAUUUUGACAGAUUUGAGUCGUGGAAUGCUGAACCAAGUGUCAAAAAUGCAACAGCAACGACUGACGAGCUGUGAGUUACGUGUGAUGAGCGCACAUGAGCUCGAGUUUCCAGACAAUCACUUUGAUACAGUGGUGGAUACUUUUGGACUUUGUAGCAUGGACGACUCAUUGCAGACGUUGCGAGAGAUGCAACGUGUGUGCAAGAAAGACGGCGGCCACAUUUUGUUGCUGGAGCACGGUCAGAGUAGCUACACGUGGCUGUCGAGCAUUUUGGAUAAGUUUGCCGAUCUGCACGCGCAAAAGUGGGGCUGUCACUGGAAUCGAGAUAUUUUGAAACUGGUGGAUGAGGCGGGUUUGGAAGUGGAGACUGUACACCGUUUCCACUUCGGUACGACCUACUAUAUCGUAGCCAAGCCUGGUUGCGAGAUACGAGAGACUGAAUGA